AUGUCCGCUUGCAAGCCAAUCGUUCUUCUACUGAGCGUCGCAUGUGUGUGCUAUUUGGUAUCUUCUGCUGCCUCUGAACAGAACUGCAGCGUAAAAAACUGUAAAGUACUGCCAGUUGGAGAGGAUCUUGAAUCGGAAUUUAGGCUGAAGGCCUCCGAGAAGGGCGUGAGAAUAAUCUACUUGAAUCUGAAAAUCGGUAACAACAGCUACAAUCCGCUGGACUUACCAGACGAGAUUCUACCAAACAGUUGGAUGUGGGCUCCGUCGAUUACUGAACCUAUGCUGUCUUUGCCGUUAGAUUUCGAUGUUUUAUCCCUGGGACUUCUGAAUUAUCAAGUGCGAAGCAUGACAGUGCCACUCAGAGAUAAACCGAGCGGAUGCCUUGCGGGCCUGAAUUCAACAUGUCAGAACAUGGCCGUCGGAAGCGCACUGUUGGACAAUGUCACAAGAGGCAGCUCCGUAAAGCUAUCCCGUAGGACAGAGGUGGUUUGUGUUUUAAUUAUCAAGAAGGAACUUCAUUCGAAUUACCGGUCUAUAAAGUAUCAUUGCUGUGGUUUUAAUGUCUCUAGAAUUAACUGUAAUUUUCCCGUCAUCAACAGCAACUGGUUCAAAGCAAUAGAUUUGUUUCUAGCUGUUCUAUCGACUCUAGUAAUAUUUUAUUCCCCGGCGCUCCUUCUACUAUUGCCAGACUGUAUUGUCAAUCUGAAGAAUGAAUUUGCCGGCGAAAAUGACACGGAAAAUCAACAAACUAAUGGCGAACAAGCCGAUUCAACUGCUUUGCCCACGGCCGAUGGAAAUCAGCAAACUCCUGAAAAUCAAAACGAGGAAGUAGACAGGGACAACGGCCAAGAACGUCCCACAGCCGACGGAAAUCAGCAAACUCCUGAAAAUCAAAACGAGGAAGUAGACAGGGACAACGGCCAAGAACGUCCCACAGCCGACGGAAAUCAGCAAACUCCUGAAAAUCAAAACGAGGAAGUAGACAGGGACAAUGGCGAAGAACUUCCCGCAGAUGACGCGAGUCCGAUAACCUGUUCAACGCUUUUCCUCCAAUGUGUCCAGCGGCUGCCUGGUUUAAAGAUGUCGUUUAACCUCAAAUUAGCGGUAUUACUGUUUUGCAUUUAUCCGUUUCCCGUUUAUGUUCAGCUGGGAUUUUACCUUAACUCAAAGCAGCAAUAUAUCCACCAACGCCUCACGAAGGUGCCGCCGUGGGAAGGAAAUGAAAUUUCCGACUUUUCCCUCUUCUUCAUAAACAGAGAAAAUACUUUUUAUUUAGCCGUAGUGGCUUUAACAUUUUUGAUGGCUGCUUUGUUUUUAAGACCAAAAGAUUUUUUCCUACCGAAGGAAACCUAUUGUCUUUUGUGUGCAGCAGUUCACCCCUUCUUCCGUGUCGAUAUACCUGCUCUUCCUACUGCACAACUGAACCGAACUUCUGUUACUCUUGGAGAAAAAAUGAUUCAGCAUAUGAAAAUACUCCGGGAAGUGGUAUAUUUUUCGAUGUUUAAAUAUUUUAACCUACAGAAUGAAUGUCUAAAAAUAUUGGUUAGUCUUUCCUGCUAUUUAAACGGAUCACGUCCACUUUCCAUUUUAUUCCUUAUAUUUUAUACUUUUUAUGCACUAUUUCUUAGCAUUGGAUUUGGUGCACUCUGUCUUCUCCCGCUAGUCCUACUGAUAUUUGGCCUACAAUUCUUGUCACCAUUAAUGACUGUGUACUUUUUCAGCAUGUUGAAAAUUAGCAUCAAGCUAAAAAAUCUUAUUCGCUCUUCUCCGGCUCAGAGUUUAAUUUUAUGCAUGUGUGUUGUUAGUGGGUUGUACCUCGGUUUUUUCAUAUACGCUUUAAUUCUCGUAGCAGCAGAUUCAUUUGGCUUUAUUGCUGACUUAAUAGGAUUUACAAUCAUGGGUUUAGUUCUAAAUGUUGAAAUUGUAACCCCUUAUGUAGCCUUCUUGAUCGUUGUCAUAACAAACGUCUAUUUUUGCUAUGCUAGCUUCCAAAGAAGUUACAUGGAAGUUAAAGGAUAUAUCUUAAAAUACUGGCAACAAGAAUCGCAUACAACCGACAGUGGUGAACAGAGUACAAUUCCAGAAAAUCUGUUUUGGUCCGUGAGUAAUCAGGUGUUGCCGGUUAAGAACGAAAUUUGCCGAAUGUUUGGCCACAUAGCUGUCAUUCUCAUUUUUCUGUUUUUGACGAUAUCUUCGAUUAUUUUCUUUGGAAAUGAGUAUGACAUUUCGACCCUAGUGUCCACCAUUGCCGUGUUCAUAAGUGGGGCCAUUCCCAGCUUGUUUUUUAAGGGGCUGACAGGAGGAAAGAACCUGGUAGGGUGGAGGAAGAUCAAACUAGAACGGGAAAUUAAAAAGGAAGUGAAAAAUUACAAGGCAAAAAGAGGUCGUGGUGGUAUAAAAAGUGAACAUAAUGAAAGAGAAGAAGAAACGUCGGCACAAAAUAACAAUAACAUGACUGUAUAA
This is a messenger RNA of Porites lobata, 2463 nucleotides long. Lineage: Eukaryota; Metazoa; Cnidaria; Anthozoa; Scleractinia; Poritidae. The record is from the annotation of a GenBank genome assembly.